AUGGUCACGAUGACCUCUAAAGCUCUUCCAACACAUCUGAAGCCGGCCGCUGCCCUUGGCAAUGGCAACGGGGACGCCGAGUUUGCCAGGAAACAUCAUGGCAAGACGCAAUCCCAUGUGGCCUUCGAGAAUACCUCCACCUCCGUCGCCGCCUCGCAGAUGCGAAAUGCCCUUAACAACCUCGUUGAGGGGGUCAAGGACCCGAACGAGAAGGAGCGAUUCGAGACCGAAAUGGACAACUUCUUUGCGCUCUUCCGACGAUACCUGAACGACAAAGCAAAGGGAAAUGUGAUCGACUGGAACCGUAUGGGUCCUCCUUCGGAAGGUCAAGUCGUUGAGUACAACACCCUUGGCAACUCCGAGUCGGUGGAAUACCUCAAGAAGUUGGCUGUCGUCAAACUCAAUGGCGGUCUCGGUACCUCCAUGGGUUGCGUUGGUCCCAAAUCCGUCAUCGAAGUCCGUGAUGGCAUGUCCUUCCUUGAUCUGUCCGUCCGACAGGUCGAGUUCCUUAACCGCACCUACGACGUCAACGUCCCCUUCGUCCUCAUGAACUCCUUCAACACCGACUCCGACACGGCCAACAUCAUCAAGAAGUAUGAAGGCCAUAACAUCGACAUCAUGACCUUCAACCAGUCACGCUACCCUCGUGUGCUGAAAGACUCCCUCCUCCCCGCUCCUAAGAACUACGACUCCCAGAUCUCCGAUUGGUAUCCUCCUGGCCACGGUGACGUCUAUGAGUCGCUAUACAACUCAGGCAUCCUCGACAAGCUCAUUGACCGUGGCGUGGAAAUCAUCUUCCUCUCCAACGCGGACAACCUGGGCGCGGUGGUCGAUCUCCGUAUCCUGCAGCACAUGGUUGACUCCAAGGCGGAGUACAUCAUGGAAUUGACGGACAAGACCAAGGCCGACGUUAAGGGUGGUACCAUCAUCAACUACGAGGGAUCCGUCCGCCUGCUGGAAAUCGCCCAAGUGCCCAAGGAGCACGUCAACGAAUUCAAGUCGAUCAAGAAGUUCAAAUACUUCAACACCAACAACAUCUGGAUGAACCUCAAGGCCAUCAAGCGCGUGGUCGAGAACAACGAGCUCGCUAUGGAGAUCAUCCCCAACUCCAAGUCCAUCCCUGCCGACAAGAAGGGGGAAGCCGACCUCUCCGUCAUCCAGCUGGAGACCGCUGUUGGCGCCGCCAUCCGCCACUUCAACAACGCCCACGGUGUCAACGUGCCGCGUCGUCGCUUCCUCCCUGUCAAGACGUGCUCUGAUCUCAUGCUGGUCAAGUCAGAUCUGUACACUCUUCAGCACGGCCAACUGAUCAUGGACCCCAACCGCUUCGGCCCCGCGCCGCUCAUCAAGCUCGGCUCGGACUUUAAGAAGGUCUCCAGCUUCCAGUCGCGUAUCCCCAGCAUCCCCAAGAUGCUGGAACUCGACCAUCUCACCAUCACCGGGCCGGUCAACCUCGGCCGCGGCGUUCAACUGAAGGGCACUGUCAUCAUCGUCGCCACCGAGGGCCAGACGAUCGACAUUCCGCCGGGAUCGAUCCUUGAGAACGUGGUUGUGCAGGGAAGCUUGCGGCUGCUCGAGCACUAA
This is a messenger RNA of Eremomyces bilateralis CBS 781.70, 1584 nucleotides long. Its product is annotated as putative UTP--glucose-1-phosphate uridylyltransferase. Bases 1 to 1584 code for a protein of 527 amino acids. The record is from RefSeq and is a predicted model, not a curated record. NCBI's taxonomy places the organism in Eukaryota, Fungi, Ascomycota, Dothideomycetes, Eremomycetales, Eremomycetaceae. Gene Ontology annotation, cellular component: cytoplasm. Gene Ontology annotation, molecular function: UTP:glucose-1-phosphate uridylyltransferase activity. The transcript has 3 exons. Gene Ontology annotation, biological process: glycogen metabolic process; UDP-alpha-D-glucose metabolic process.